This is a messenger RNA of Nicotiana tabacum (common tobacco), 798 nucleotides long. Lineage: Eukaryota; Viridiplantae; Streptophyta; Magnoliopsida; Solanales; Solanaceae. The record is from RefSeq and is a predicted model, not a curated record.
AUGCAAAUGAGAGACUUGUCACGAGAGCAUAAUCCAAAGCCGAAGGGCACACUCCCAAGUGACAUUAUUGAAAACCCUAAAGGUAAUGUGAGUGGUCCAACUUCUCAUUGCAUGGCAAUCACCACACGAAGCGGGAAGGUACUUCAAGGAGAAAAUGAACAAAUUGUUGGAGUAGAUGAUCUUGAGCAAGAGGCUGAAGCACAAGUUGAAGUGGCGAUUGUUAUUGAAGUUGAAAAGCUCCCAAAAGGAGUAAAAGUCCAAGAAGAAAAUCAUGAAAAGGUUAAGGAAAAUGUGAAAGAGGCACCAAAAGCUCUAGCACAAAUUCCUAGACCUUCCCCUCCGUUCCCUCAAAGACUUGCUAGGAGGGACUUGAUAACCAAGAAAAGAACCACCAAGAAUGAAGUGGUGAAUGUGACUCACCGGGUUAGCUCCAUUAUUGCAACAACCACCGUUGAAAAGAAAGAAGACCCGGGAGCAUUCACCAUUCCAUGCACUAUUGGCUUGCGAGAUUUUGCAAGGGCUCUUUGUGACAAUGGGGCUACCAUUAACUUGAUGCCUCUUGCCAUUUACAAGCAAGCGGGGUUAAGCAUGCCGAGACCUGCAAGCAUGAGGUUGCAAAUGGCCGAUCGUUCAAUCAAAAGACCAGUGGGAAUUAUUGAUGAUGUCCUAGUGAAAGUGGGAAAGUUCCUCCUUCCUACCGAUUUUGUGAUCCUUGACUGUGCCGUUGACAAAGAAAUCCCUAUCAUCUUGGGGAGGCCAUUCCUUGCUACCAGAAGAGCACUUAUGGAUUCACAAUGA